Messenger RNA from Parnassius mnemosyne (clouded apollo), 636 nucleotides. Lineage: Eukaryota; Metazoa; Arthropoda; Insecta; Lepidoptera; Papilionidae. The record is from the annotation of a GenBank genome assembly.
AUGGACCCCAUCAUCAUAACGCCGGAUGACGUAGCUGAGGCAGUCCGUAGGGCCCCGAACUGGAAAAGUCUGGGACUCGACGGACUGCAUCACUACUGGCUGAAGGGGUUCGUGGUGUGUCACGCUGUGCUCGCCCGACAGUUUCAAGAGGCUCUCGACCAAAAGACGCUUCCGAGCCUCUUCACUACUGGGAUCACUCAUUUGGUUCCUAAAGACCGGGAUUCCACAGACCCGAGCAAAUACCGCCCCAUUACGUGUCUACCCAUCAUAUUUAAGACACUGACAUUCAUUUUGAGUACACGAAUCAUUCGUCACUUGGAUUUAAACCAGGUGAUGUCGCGUGCUCAGAAUGGAUGCCGGGGCGGUGGUCGUGUAACCAAGGAACCACUCCUCAUUGACGCGGUCAUUGACAAAGUGGUUAAACGCAACCGUCGGAACUUCUCCGCCGCCUGGAUAGACUAUAGAAAGGCAUUUGACUCGGUGCCCCAUACAUGGCUAAAGAGGGUCCCCGAGGUGCACAAGGUUGAUUGUACAGUUAGAGACUUCCUCGGGCAAUAUAUGGGGCAGUGGAGUACAGCCCUUUGUCAUCUAGGCGAGCAGAUGACGGAGCGUUCAGUUCGGUCUGAGUCCACCUGA